GUAAACUUUAUUAUUUUUAAUAGGAUUUUGCUUUAAACUGUGUGUGAGUGUAACAGAGACUGAGAGAAAAAAGAGUGAUGGAGAAGGGAGGCAGGAUGUGAGUUAAAACAGGAGUCAGUGAGACAAUAAAGAGGAGAAAGGAAGAGGGAGGGUUGAACAAGCAAAUGGGAGGAGGUGGAGCUGGGAGAGAGAGAGAGAGGAGGGAUGACAGGAGAUGUGGUUGUUGCCGCGGCAGCAGAGCAGCACUGAUCUCAUGCACUACAACAACUCCUCUUUCUGUUUUUCUCUUCCUCUCCGUCCUCCUGCACUCAUUUGACUGCUUCAAGCUGGAAAAGCUUCCCGCUCCGCUCCUCAUCCUCCAGCCUUCGUCUUCAUCAGCGCUGGACAGCCCUACAUGGACAGGAAGCAGAGAGAGCCCUCCUCCUGGUUUACAGCCUCAAACCUGGAGUCUCUGCUCUGAUCUCUGCUGACCGCUAUCAGGGACGAGCAGCGAGGAGGAAGAAGAGGAAGAAGAGGAAGAGGAGCGAUCCACAGUGUCCACGGCGGACGAGGGCCUCCUUCUGUCUCUGCUGCAUCUUCAGGGAGCAUCAUCAAGUUAUUAAGAGUCUGAGAGAACGGCUCACGUUUUAAGGCUGCCUUUCCUGUUUACGAUCAAAAUUCCCACAGCAAUAAACCUGAAGAGCAAUAUUAAAGAGGGACACUUCUGCUCGGAGACUGGAUUCUUAUGAAAGUCGGAGUUUGGAGUUCUGCUGAGCACAGAUUCACAGCUAAACCUGAAUGGUCGCUCGGUCAUAGAUUUAGAUAGAGAGCUGCAGGAAGUCACCUCUCUCUGGACUUCCUGUCCUGCUGACACACAACGGUCUCACCUGCCGCCUCCUUUCAACGCCGUUGAUGGCUUGACACCUCCGUCUGCCCUCCUCCCCGCCCUCCCCCAUCAUGUCUGACCUCUGCUCCAGCGGCUCGGCUUAACCGAGGUCAUCCAGCCCCCGCACACCUCCUACCUGUCAGCACAGCAUCCCAGACUCUGCAGGUGGGGCGCUCUGAUGCAACAUGGCGGCCGGCGUGGCGACAUGGCUGCCCUUCGCGAGGGCGGCGGCUGUGGGCUGGCUGCCGCUGGCCAAGAAGACCAUGCCCAAGCCCCCAGUGGACAACACGUCCAGGUCAGAUGAGAUUCUGUACGUCAACGUCAGCGGCGUCCGCUUUCAGACAUGGAAGAACACUCUGGACCGGUACCCGGACACUCUGCUCGGGUCCUCGGAGAAGGAGUUCUUCUACAACGAAGACACGCAGGAGUACUUCUUUGACAGAGACCCGGAGAUGUUCCGGCACAUUCUGAACUUUUACCGCACCGGGAAGCUCCACUACCCCCGACACGAGUGCAUCCAGGCUUUCGACGAGGAGCUGGCCUUCUACGGCAUCGUGCCAGAGAUCAUCGGAGACUGCUGCAUGGAGGAGUACCGGGACAGGAAGAAGGAGAACCAGGAGCGUCUGGCCGAGGACUCUGAGGCCAACGAGGGGGCGGACGCCCCCCUCCCUCCAGACAGCACCCCCAGGGAGCGUUUGUGGCGAGCCUUCGAGAACCCCCACACCUCCACCAUGGCGCUGGUCUUUUACUACGUCACGGGUUUCUUCAUCGCUGUGUCUGUCAUCGCUAACGUGGUGGAGACCGUGCCCUGCAGGCCCCCCAAGGGCAGCGUCAAAGACCUCCCCUGUGGGGAAAAGUACCAGCUGGCCUUCUUCUGCAUGGACACGGCCUGCGUGCUGAUCUUCACCUUCGAGUACCUGAUGCGCCUGUUCGCCGCCCCCAGCCGCUGCAAGUUCAUGCGCUCUGUGAUGUCGGUGAUCGAUGUGGUGGCCAUCAUGCCCUACUACAUCGGCCUGGUGAUGCCCGAGAACGAGGACGUGAGCGGCGCCUUCGUCACCCUCCGAGUCUUCCGGGUCUUCCGGAUCUUCAAGUUCUCUCGCCACUCGCAGGGUUUGAGGAUUUUGGGCUACACACUGAAGAGCUGUGCCUCCGAGCUGGGCUUCCUGCUCUUCUCCCUCACCAUGGCCAUCAUCAUCUUCGCCACGGUCAUGUUCUAUGCUGAGAAAGGCACCAAGGGUUCCACGUUCACCUCCAUUCCAGCCUCCUUCUGGUACACCAUCGUCACCAUGACAACACUGGGGUACGGGGACAUGGUUCCAAACACCAUCGCUGGGAAGAUCUUUGGCUCCAUCUGUUCCCUCAGCGGCGUGCUUGUGAUAGCGCUGCCAGUGCCCGUCAUCGUGUCCAACUUCAGCCGGAUCUACCACCAGAACCAGAGAGCUGACAAGAUGAGGGCUCAGCAGAAAGUGCGUUUGGCUCGGAUCCGCAUGGCAAAGAAAGGAACAACCAACGCCUUCCUCCAGUACAAAGAGGAUCGAGGACUAGGGGACCGGGACAGUGACAGCACAGCUUUGUGUGUGAAGAACAGAUCAGCGUUUGAGCAUCAGCAUCACCACCUGCUGCACUGUCUGGAAAAGACAACGAACCACGAGUUCACAGACGAAGUGACCUACAGCGAGCUGUGCAUGACCGAGUCAGUGGGCUUCAGGACCAGUCGAAGCACCUCCCUGUCCAGCCAGCAGGGGGCGCAGAACAAUUCCACCGGCUGCUGCCCCCGCCGGGCCAGGCGGAGAGCUGCAAUGCGACUGGCCAACUCCACGGUAUCCGUCAGCCGCGGCAGCGUCCAGGAGCUGGACACCUUACACCUCAAAACCACGUCCAUCCCAGCACAGACCCGCUCCAGUCUGAACGCACAAGGUGACAACCUGAAGCUGAACUGUGGAGAGCAGGAUUUCACCGCCGCCAUCAUUAGCAUCCCCACGCCGCCUGCCAACACUCCGGACGAGAGCCUACCCCCCUCACCUGCCCCCAUCCCCGGCAUCCUGCGCAACACCCGCGCCACCGCCUUCACGCAUGAAACCGUUAAAAUCUCAUCCUUAUAACAUCCAUCGUGCCCCCCUCCCUGACUCCUCCCCCCAGCAGUUCCAUCUCUGACAGCCCCUUCAACCAUUCCUGAUCCUGGACCUGGGGCAAAGCUAGCUGACAUCUGUGGGCAAAAGGGUUGUUUUCUCCGUCUUCAUACAACCCGGAUUGACAGAAGUUUAAAUGAGCAUCAGAGAAACUCAGCGGAUGUGAAGGCAGCAUUCCCACAUCAGAGGCGCCAUGCUUUUGGACCGUUCUAUGCACUCGCACAUAGCUCAGAUCUCACUACUGAAGCCAUAAAGUCCUGGUCCAGUUUCCUCAGUUCCCACUGGCUCCGGACUGAACGUGACGCUGUAUCGUGUGGAUCGAGACCUGAAAGACCGGCUGACCUUUUGUCAGUGAACACUCGGCGGUUCGACCGCUUUGCUUCAAAUGACGCGAUUAAAACUCAAACAAAGAGGAAAAUCAGCGCAACGGUGCAAAGACAAUGAAGAAACUUUAAGAAAGAUUAUCAGAGUUACUGAGUGUCUGACUCAAGCAGUUUGCAAAAAGACGCUUUUGAGGAGAACCUCAGAACUUCUUCAAAACGAGUCACUGAAGCAGAUCAACCAACACAGGGGAACGUCUCAGCAGCUCCGGGACGCCUGCACCUUUCAGGAACAACACUUGUUGGAUCUCUGCAACACAACAAAAAGGAGCCGAGGAUAGAAAACGUUUGUCCCAGACUGGACGGAUCGACCGGGUCGGUAUGACCCCGGAGAGUUUGUCCCAGACUGGACGGAUCGACCGGGUCGGUAUGACCCCGGAGAGUUUGUCCCAGACCAGGAUCCAGAGCCUUUAUCUAUUUCAAAUAUGCAACAUAUUACAAGCAGGAAAAUAGCAUCAACAAAUGAACAGAGUAUUAUUGAUAACAGUGUGUGUGUUUGACUUAUUAUUGCAGGGAACAUUCUGUGAAACAAGACGAGCGUAUUCUGUGACCUUGUGACUGAGAAUGAACGUGAUCUAUCAGGAAAGCGGCGAACACCAAAAGCUCCUCGGUGUUCUGCUCACACUCGACCCGAUGAAACCCUGAGGGAGGUUCCAGAGAGGUCCUGUUGGUGUGGGGGACUUCAGCCGGAACCAGCCGGACAUUCACUCCAGUCUCCAGCCUCUCACUGGAUCUCCAUAAACUACACUUCUAAGAUGGAACAGAUGCUUGAAGAAGAGUCGUGGCUUCACUCCUGGGAGCCUCAGUCAGAUUUAGAUGUUCGGCUGGGAAUCCAAAAGAAUUUCCAGAAUCUAUUAGAUUCUCCAGAGACCGGAUCAAUUUGAUUCACGUUUCUUUUCGAUUCUUUCCAUCCACUCAAUUUAAUUCAUUUCAACUCAAAUUAGAGUUUUCACAUUUAUACACAUUUGUUUAGAAAUACAUUAAUAAUCUACUAUA
Molecule: messenger RNA, 4370 nt
Organism: Oryzias melastigma (Indian medaka)
Lineage: Eukaryota; Metazoa; Chordata; Actinopteri; Beloniformes; Adrianichthyidae
Gene: kcnd1
Product: potassium voltage-gated channel, Shal-related subfamily, member 1
Exons: 9
Coding region: 1051-2967 (638 amino acids)
Biological process (GO): potassium ion transmembrane transport; protein homooligomerization
Cellular component (GO): membrane; voltage-gated potassium channel complex
Molecular function (GO): protein binding; A-type (transient outward) potassium channel activity
Source: RefSeq, a predicted model, not a curated record